Molecule: messenger RNA, 393 nt
Organism: Eimeria mitis
Lineage: Eukaryota; Apicomplexa; Conoidasida; Eucoccidiorida; Eimeriidae
Exons: 2
Coding region: 1-393 (130 amino acids)
Source: RefSeq, a predicted model, not a curated record
AUGCGGCCAAGCGGCGUGAGCACCGCACCGGCUGAUGCUGCUCUACUCAACGCUCUGCUGGUGAUGGCUAUCAUGAAUGUUUACGACUCUCUACAGUUCCUUUGCAAAGGCUAUAAAGCAAGCCUUGUAACUGAAACUACAAUUCCUGGGUGUAUCCUUUAUUCCCACUCCUUUGUCUUGAAUCUACAGCCACGCAUUGCUGGCGGUGGGUGGAGCGAGAAGAGAAGAGAAGAGGUGGGGAUACGGGUGUACAUGCCGCACCCAGUUCACCCGUGUUUCUACCCCUCCAUGGUUUGGGGUUUCUUCGGAUCACCGCAGCAGCAGCAGCAGCAGCAACAACAACAAGGAGAGAAACAGCUGCAGCUGCUGCAACAGCAGCAGCAACAACGGUAG